This is a messenger RNA of Camelus dromedarius (Arabian camel), 1120 nucleotides long. It is a transcript of the gene PDZD11, whose product is annotated as PDZ domain containing 11. NCBI's taxonomy places the organism in Eukaryota, Metazoa, Chordata, Mammalia, Artiodactyla, Camelidae. Gene Ontology annotation, cellular component: cell-cell junction; basolateral plasma membrane; synapse. The transcript is spliced from 7 exons. The record is from RefSeq and is a predicted model, not a curated record. Gene Ontology annotation, biological process: neurotransmitter secretion; protein localization to basolateral plasma membrane; maintenance of epithelial cell apical/basal polarity. Gene Ontology annotation, molecular function: protein binding. Bases 165 to 587 code for a protein of 140 amino acids.
CCGGUUCCCAGACAGAAUUGGCGGUGAGCUGAGUCCGAGGUGGCAGAGGCCUGCCGGCGGGAGAGGUGGUACAAUAUUUACCGUGUCGUGUUCGCGGGACUCAGGCAGGAUGCGGGACGGGAAUCUGGAAGGUGGCUGGUGGUAAAGGAAGGGCCUUACCAGAGAUGGACAGCCGGAUUCCUUACGAUGACUACCCAGUGGUUUUCCUGCCUGCCUAUGAGAAUCCGCCAGCUUGGAUUCCUCCCCAUGAGAGGGUAUACCACCCAGACUACAACAACGAGUUGACCCAGUUUCUGCCCCGUAUCGUCACACUGAAGAAGCCCCCUGGAGCUCAGUUGGGAUUUAACAUCCGAGGAGGAAAGGCCUCCCAGCUAGGUAUCUUCAUCUCCAAGGUGAUUCCUGACUCUGAUGCACAUCGAGCAGGACUUCAGGAAGGAGACCAAGUCCUAGCGGUGAAUGAUGUGGAUUUCCAAGAUAUUGAGCACAGCAAGGCUGUUGAGAUCCUGAAGACAGCUCGCGAAAUCAGCAUGCGUGUCCGCUUCUUUCCCUACAAUUAUCAUCGCCAAAAAGAGAGGACUGUGCACUAGAGAGUUGGAACCCACAGCCCUCCCUGUGGAAUCUUCCAGGAAAAGCUAACUAGACCUCAGGGAAGCCACUUGGGGAGCUCUACUCUCAGCCCCACCCUGGCAGAGUGGAGGGGGAGGAUGGGGAGACACGAGGCCCUGCACUGAGCAAGCUAGCCAACUGCAUUAUCCAAACUGUACUGCACUUUCACUUCCCCAGUUUUCUAGGUGAGCUUCAUUCCUGGAAAGGAGAAGGAUGACAAUGUCUGGGUAUAGCUUAGCUUUUGGAGAACCCUGCUAGAAAAGGCAACUGACAUUUAUUAAAUACCAUGUGCUAGGCAGUUCCACACAUGUCAUAGCAUUUUCAUCAGAGUAUAGAAAUCAGUAGAAAAACAGGGAUUUGGUGGGGGGGGUUCUCCCAUCUAAUCUGCCUGGCUUUCUGAUCCCAUCCUUACACUACCAGUCUCAUAAACUUUGGAGACUCCAGUGGAACCCUGUUUUUCCCCCUCUCUCCUUCUAUCUCUUCCCCCCAAAAGUAAAACACAAUGCUGAGGAAA